Messenger RNA from Helianthus annuus (common sunflower), 1518 nucleotides. Its product is annotated as UDP-glycosyltransferase 74G1. NCBI's taxonomy places the organism in Eukaryota, Viridiplantae, Streptophyta, Magnoliopsida, Asterales, Asteraceae. The transcript has 2 exons. Gene Ontology annotation, molecular function: UDP-glycosyltransferase activity. The record is from RefSeq and is a predicted model, not a curated record. The coding region runs from base 68 to 1450 and encodes 460 amino acids.
GACAAAUGACAGUACUACAAACCGCCGCCAACCAGCAACUAUCACUAUCAUUUCCUAGAGACCAACAAUGGCUGAACAACAUAAGAUGAACAAAUCACCACAUGUUCUACUCUUCCCCUAUCCUUCACAAGGCCACAUAAACCCUAUUAUCCAAUUUGGCAAACGCUUACUCUCAAAAGGUGUCAAAACAACACUAGUUACAACCAUCUACAUCUUAAACACAAAGCUCUCCCAUAAAGAAAACACUACCUCCAUUAAAAUUAAAGCCAUUUCUGAUGGUUUUGACGAAGGCGGUAGCGCGAGUGCUGAAAGCUCCGAAACCUACCUCAAAACGUUCAAAGAAGUUGGGUCCAAAUCACUAGCUGAUCUUAUCAAGAAGCUUCAAAGUGAGGGGAACACAGUUGAUGCAAUCAUCUAUGAUUCCUUCAUGACAUGGGCUUUGGAUGUGGCCAUGGAGUUUGGAAUUGAUGGCGGGUCAUUUUUAACUCAAGCUUGUAGUGUAAACAGCAUAUAUUAUCAUGUUUAUAAGGGUUUGAUUUCUUUGCCAUUGGGUGCACCUGUUACGGUUCCUGGGUUGCCACUGCUUGAAAGCUGGGAGACACCAUCUUUUGUACACAAUUAUGGACCAUACCCUGGUUGGUCUGAGAUUGUGUUCAAUCAGUUCGCUAAUAUUGAUCAAGCACGUUGGGUGUUCACAAAUAGUUUCUACCAACUUGAGGACAAGGUGAUAGAGUGGAUGAGAAAGAUGUGGAAUUUGAAGGUAAUCGGGCCAACACUUCCAUCAAUGUAUCUUGACAAACGACUUCAUGAUGAUAAAGAUUAUGGGUUCAAUCUCUUCAAAGUGAACCAUAACAAAUGCAUGAAUUGGCUAAAUGAAAAGCCAAAGAGAUCAGUUGUUUACAUUUCAUUCGGUAGUAACGCAAAACUUCAACACGAACAAAUGGAAGAAAUUGCUCAGGGAUUGAGCGAUAGCCAUGUUAAUUUCUUGUGGGUUGUUAGGGUUGAAGAAGAGAGUAAACUACCAAAAGAUUUUAUGGACGUAACAGAAAAUGGAAAGGGUUUGGUUGUGGCAUGGUGUAGACAAUUGGAUGUGCUAGCCCAUGAAUCAGUAGGAUGCUUUGUUACACAUUGUGGGUUUAACUCAACUCUUGAAGCAAUAAGUCUUGGAGUCCCAGUCGUUGGAAUGCCUCAAUGGACAGAUCAAACUACAAAUGCCAAGUUGCUAGAUGAAACUUGGGGUGUUGGAGUGAGAGUUAAGGCUGAUGAAAACGGGAUAGUGAGAAGAGGAAAUCUGGUGUCGUGUAUAAAGAAGAUUAUGGAGGAGGAGAAAGGAGUCUUAGCCCGAAUGAAUGCGGUAAAAUGGAGAGAAUUGGCUAAAGCAGCCGUUGAUGAAGGUGGGAGCUCUGAUAAGGAUAUUCACGAAUUUGUAAAUGACCUAAAGCAUGAAUGAUUUACCAUCAUGCACAGGGUGCAAAAUUAUUUUUUUUGAAUGAUAUAUGAAAAUUUUUUUUUUUGCAA